Molecule: messenger RNA, 1075 nt
Organism: Dreissena polymorpha
Lineage: Eukaryota; Metazoa; Mollusca; Bivalvia; Myida; Dreissenidae
Product: serine/threonine-protein kinase Pink1, mitochondrial-like
Exons: 7
Coding region: 1-1059 (352 amino acids)
Biological process (GO): regulation of apoptotic process; protein phosphorylation; autophagy of mitochondrion
Cellular component (GO): mitochondrion
Molecular function (GO): protein serine/threonine kinase activity; ATP binding
Source: RefSeq, a predicted model, not a curated record
AUGCCAGACACUGGACAGAAGUUCGAUCUGGCCAUCAAGAUGAUGUUUAACUAUCACGUGAACUCCAAUGCUGAUGCGAUACUUCGGGAGAUGGAAAGAGAAACUGUGCCAGCACUUCUCAGCUCUCCUGGUGAACAAGUUACGUGGGAUACUGGCCACAAAGUGCGGAAGAAAAUGUUACCACCACAUCCGAACAUCGUGACAAUGUGGGGAUUGUUUGUGGAUCAGGUGCCAAACCUUCCUGAUAAUGUGUUGAACUAUCCUGCUGCCUUACCGCAGAGAAUCCACGCUGAGGGAAUAGGCAAAAACAUGACUCUGUUUCUCGUUAUGAAGAAGUACCCAACGACCUUGAAGGACUAUCUUUCUGUGGUGAACCUCACUUUGAGAGAGAGGCUGGUUCUGUUGACCCAGUUACUGGAGGGGGUGGCACACAUGGGUGCUCACGGGAUCACCCACAGGGAUAUGAAAUGUGACAACAUCCUACUGGACAUUGACACAGGAUUUGGUUGCUGUCUGGCAGACAACACGUAUGGCCUUGUGCUGCCUUACACCAUUGAUCUUAUAGACAGGGGAGGCAACACUGCUGUCAUGGCACCAGAGAUAGCUACAGCUGAACCUGGCAGAUUCACCCAGUUGGAUUACCGGAAGGCGGACGCAUGGAGUGCAGGUGCCCUGGCAUAUGAGAUCUUUGGGGCAGACAACCCUUUCUACAACACUGGCCAAGGGAGGCUAGACAGUCGCAGCUAUAGGCUGGACGAGUUACCCCAUUUGCCUGAUGAUGUGCCUGCUGUGGUGCAGAGAGUUGUGGCCGCAAGAGAACCAAAAAAGGCAGCAGACAUUCUUCACCUUUUGCUCUGGGCACCUUCCGAUUUGCUGUUGCCAUGCAGCGGGGUUCCAAGGUCAAAGAUCAGGUGGUGGAUGGUCACCAUGGCGACAGAGGUUCACCUGGAGAAGAAGUCAACGCUGCGAGAGAUGAAAAGAUGUUUCCUGGACCACUUGAACAUCAACAGCCUUUUGAAUGCUUUCAGUUACUGUGGAGUGAACAUUAUCAGUAAAUAAAGUUUAAUGACGGUUA